GCCGCAAACCCAGGAAAUAGCAUCUCCAUCACCCAGCUGUGUAUCUAUGAAGAGUGACUGGUCCAUGGAUCCCUCUCAGAAUUUCAGCAGUGGAGCUGUGGCCUCUAACCCAAGGAGGCAUCCCUUCACAGCAGUAGCACUGCAGACAGACACACAGUUAGAGAAGACUGGAGACCUGCAGCAAGAUUUUUACAAACCAGUAGAUGAUGUGCUGCACAGAGUCUUAGAGAGACACAAAACCAGAAUGAAGAACAAAUACAAUAGUUUAUUUGAGGGAAUCAAAUCACAAGAAAAUAAAACCCUCCUGAACACAAUUUAUGUACAGCUCUACAUCAUAGAGGGAGAGACUGAAGGAGUGAAUGAAGAACAUGAAGUUUUACAAAUGGAGAAAAAGCCCAAGAAACACAUGCAAGACACUUCAAUCAACUGCAAUAACAUUUUUGAACUCUCACUUGAACAAGGAUUUAAUGAAGAUAGAAAAUACCAAGAGGAAAAGCUCAGAACUGUGCUGACUAAAGGCAUUGCUGGCAUUGGAAAAACAGUCUCUGUUCAGAAGUUCAUUGUGGACUGGUCUGAAGGAAAAGCCAACCAGGAUGUAGUUUUCAUGUUUGUGCUUUCAUUCCGGGAGUUAAAUUUGAUUAAAGAUCGCCAGUACAGUUUUCAUAGACUUCUGUGUGAUUUCCAUCCUGAAGUUAAAGACCUGGACCCAAAGACAUAUGACCUAUACAAAAGUGUGUUCAUCUUUGAUGGACUGGAUGAAAGCAGAAUUCCACUGAACUUUACACAGUGUGAGAAAGUUUCUGAUGUAACCAUGACAUCAUCAGUGGGUGUGUUGAUGACAAACCUCUUCAAAGGAGAGCUGCUUCCCUCUGCUCACAUCUGGAUAACCUCUCGACCAGCAGCAGCCAAUCAGAUUCCCUCUAAGUACAUCAACCGUGUGACAGAAAUUCAGGGAUUUAAUGAUCCACAAAAAGAGGAAUACUUCAGGAAGAGAAUCAGUGACCAAGACCAAGCCAACAGUAUCAUCUCACACAUUAAGACUGCAAGAAGCCUCCAUAUCAUGUGCCACAUUCCAGUCUUCUGUUGGAUUUCAGCCACUGUGCUUAAGAAUUUCAUGAAACAGUAUAUCGACGUUGAAAUCCCCAAAACUCUGACAGAAAUGUACAUACAUUUCUUACUUAUACAGACGAACAUAAAAAUACAGAAGUACAAAGAAAGUGAAGAAAGAGAUCCAAAGAAACUUUCACAAUAUAACAGGGAGAUGAUUCUGAAACUGGCUGAACUGGCUUUCAAACAGCUGAUGAAAGGCAAUGUGAUGUUUUAUGAAGAGGAUCUGAGAGAGUGUGGCAUUGAUGUCACCGAGGCCUCGGUAUACUCUGGGAUAUGCACUGAGAUCUUUAAGGAAGAAACUGUGCUUUAUUGGAGGAAGGUCUACUGCUUUGUGCAUCUGAGCUUUCAAGAGUUCCUGGCCGCUUUCUACGUGUUUCACUGCUAUGUGUGCCAGAACGCGGAGACAUUGCUAUUGUUUAAACCACAGAACAAAGAGUGGUCUGAGAUGGUUAUGCUGGAAGAGCUGCUGGAGGGAGCAGUAAAUAAAGCCUUAAUGUCUCAGAAAGGACACUUGGAUCUUUUCCUUCGUUUCCUGCUAGGUAUUUCACUGGAGUCCAAUCAAAAACUCCUCCAGGGCAUACUGACACACAUGCAGAGUACCUCAGAGAGUAUAAACAAAAUCAUAAAGAUGAUGAUGGACAAAAUGAAACAAAGAAAGUGUCUCCCUACUGAGAGAUCCAUCAAUCUGUUCCUCUGUCUGACUGAAAUGAAUGACCAGUCUCUCUCCAGAGAGAUUCAUCAGUAUCUAAACUCUGAGAAGCAUGCAGAAAAGACACUUACUCCAGGACAGUGUUCAGCGCUAGCCUGUAUGCUUAUGGUCUCAGAUGACGUGCUGGAUGAGUUGGAUCUGAAGAAAUAUAACACAUCAGUGGAGGGCUACAGAAGACUGAUCCCAGCUGUGAGCAAAUGCAGCAAGGCUCUACUGGCUCGCUGUAAUCUCACUACAAAUGUCUGUGAAACAGUAACUUUGGCGCUGCAGUCACCCAAUUCCACUUUGAAAGAACUGGACCUCAGUUACAACAGCCUGCAGGAUUCAGGAGUGACGCUACUCUCUGCUGGACUGAGGAGUUCACACUGUAAACUGGAGAUACUCAGGCUAGCUGGCUGCAAUCUCACCACAAAUGCCUGUGAAACCCUCAGCCAUACUCUGAAAUCAGGAACAUCCCUUCUGAAAAUGCUGGACCUCAGUAACAAUGACCUGCAAGAUUCAGGAGUGAAACUACUCUGUGAUUGGUUGAUUAGCCCACACUGUAAACUGGAAAAUUUUAGAUUAACUGCCUGCAGUUUCACCAUGAUCUCCUGUCGACCUCUCUGCUUUGUUCUCAAAUCAGCAAACUCCCUCCUUAAAAUAUUGGACCUCAGUAACAAUGACCUGCAGGAUUCAGGCAUAGAGCUGCUCUCUGAAGGACUUAACAGUUCACACUGUAAACUAGAGACACUCAGGCUAAUUGGCUGUAAUCUCACUAUGAGUUCCUGUGAAAAUUUCUGCUUUGCUCUACAAUCAGCAAACUCUCAUUUAAGAGAACUGGACCUCAGCAACAAUAAUUUUAAUAAUUCAGGAGUGGAUCUGCUCUGUAGUGGGCUAAAGAGUUUGCACUGCAAACUGGAGAUACUCAGCCUGGCUAGCUGUAAUCUUACUGUGAAUUCUUGCAAAGUGCUUGCAUCAGCUCUGCAAUCAUUAAACUCAUCCCUGAAAGAGCUGGAUCUCAGUAACAAUGACCUGCAGGAUUUAGGAGUGGAGCUGCUCUCAGUUGAAUUGAAAAGUUCACACUGUAAACUGGAGAUACUCAGAUUAUCUGGUUGUAUGAUCACAGAGGAAGGCUGUUGUUCUCUGGCUUCAGCACUGACUUCAAACCUCUCACACCUGAAAGAACUGGAUUUGACCUAUAAUCACCCAGGAGAGUCAGGAUUGAAGCUACUCUCUGCUAGACUGGAGGACCCACACUGCUCACUGAACACUCUCAGGGUGCAACAUGCAGGGAGGUUCAGAAUCAAACCAGGAAUAAAGAAAUAUUCCUAUGAACUCACACUGGACCCAAACACAGCACACACCAGUCUCUCUCUGUGCGAAGGGAACAGAAAAGUGGUGCAUGUGAGAGAGCAGCAAUCAUACCCUCAUCAUCCAGAAAGAUUUGAUUACUAUGAGCAAGUGCUGUGUAGAGAGAGUGUGACUGGACGUUGUUACUGGGAAGCUGAGUGGAGUGGAAGAGAGGCUGAAAUAGCCAUUACAUAUAAAACAAUUAGUAGGAAAGGAGAUGGUUAUGACUGUGUGUUUGGACUGAAUGAAAAGUCCUGGAGUCUUCUCUGCUCUAAUGACAGAUAUAUUGUUUGGCACAAUAAUAACAGAACUGACAUUUAUGCUCCUCUCCCCAGCUCUAAGAGAAUAGGAGUGUAUGUGGACUGUCCAGAUGGCAUUCUGUCCUUCUACAGUGUCUCCUUUGACACACACACACUGACACACUUAUACACGCUCUACUCCACAUUCAAUGAACCCCUCUAUGUAGGAUUUAGGGUUUGGGGUGCUGACACCUCAAUGUGUAUCUGUAAGAUAGAAUAGCCAGUGGCACUUUAUUUUAUGUAUGGUAAGUACCUAGUAUUGAACAGAUAAAUAUUUACAAGUAAUUUUCUGGUACAUACGUCCCAUGUACAGAGUAAAUUAUGCAAAACUAACAGGUAUGUAUAAAAUUUAAUAUAUAAAUAUGCAGCACUUAUAAGUGAUUUUCUAGUACA
Messenger RNA from Colossoma macropomum (tambaqui), 3840 nucleotides. Its product is annotated as NACHT, LRR and PYD domains-containing protein 3-like. The annotation marks the transcript as partial. The record is from RefSeq and is a predicted model, not a curated record. The transcript is spliced from 11 exons. Gene Ontology annotation, molecular function: protein binding. NCBI's taxonomy places the organism in Eukaryota, Metazoa, Chordata, Actinopteri, Characiformes, Serrasalmidae.